Molecule: messenger RNA, 303 nt
Organism: Lottia gigantea (owl limpet)
Lineage: Eukaryota; Metazoa; Mollusca; Gastropoda; Lottiidae
Exons: 3
Cellular component (GO): mitochondrial matrix
Molecular function (GO): protein folding chaperone; protein-folding chaperone binding; metal ion binding
Source: RefSeq, a predicted model, not a curated record
CAAGCAUUCAAGAGAUUUUUCCCAUUAUUUGAUCGUGUUUUGGUGGAGAGAUUUGUACCAGAAGUCAAGACUAAAGGCGGUAUUAUGAUCCCUGAGAAAGCCCAAGGAAAAGUUGUGGAAGCUACCGUAAUGGCAGUUGGACCAGGAGCAGUUAAAGAUAAUGGUCAAGUCAAACCAGUCAGUGUGAAAGUUGGAGAUAAAGUUUUACUUCCAGAAUAUGGUGGAACCAAAGUUACAAUUGAAGAUAGUGAAUAUUAUUUAUUCCGAGAUGGAGAUUUACUGGGAAAAUUUGAAUCAUCAUGA